AUCGCGGUGGCCUACACUCGUCGCCGCUUCACUACCGCGCUCUCCCCCUCUUCGUCGUUGCCGUCGCCGCAGUCCCCAUCCAUCCGUCGAGGCAUCCAUCCAUCCACCCAUUCCAUUUUCGCUCUCCUCUUCCGUCACACCUCCCUCCUCCUCGUCCCCCCCUCCUGCGGCGCACUUAUAUAUAUACCACCACGUCGAUGCGCCACUCAGCUGGCAUCGCCAUCGACGGCGUGCCGCCAUAGACGGCCUGACACCCCCCCGCUCCCGCCCCCGCCCUAUUCAUCCCUUCAUCAUCCCAAUUUCCACAAACCUCGCGCGCGGCGGAGGGAGAAGGAAGGAUGGCGUCGGAGCCGGUGGCGCGGGCGGUGGCGGAGGAGGUGGCGCGCUGGGGCGCGAUGCGCCAGACCGGGGUCAGCCUGCGCUACAUGAUGGAGUUCGGGGCGCGCCCCACGGAGCGGACCCUCCUUCUCGCCGCGCAGUUCCUGCACAAGGAGCUCCCCAUCCGCAUCGCGCGACGGGCGCUCGACCUCGACUCGCUCCCCUUCGGCCUCUCCACCAAGCCCGCCAUCCUCAAGGUGAAAGAUUGGUAUGUGGAGUCAUUCCGUGAAAUCCGGUCCUUUCCAGAGGUGAGGAACCAGAAAGAUGAGCUCGCCUUCACCCAGAUGAUCAAAAUGAUCAGGGUACGACACACCAAUGUGGUGCCUGCGAUUGCAUUGGGUGUGCAGCAGCUGAAGAAGGACUUGGGCGGUCCAAAGGCGUUCCCCCCCGGAAUCCAUGAGAUCCAUCAGUUUCUUGACCGCUUCUACAUGUCAAGGAUUGGGAUCCGGAUGCUGAUAGGGCAGCACGUCGCUUUGCAUGACCCUGAUCCAGAGCCUGGUGUGAUAGGGCUUAUAAACACAAAAAUGUCACCCAUGACAGUUGCUCGAAUUGCUAGUGAAGAUGCACGUGCUAUUUGCAUGCGGGAGUAUGGAUCAUCUCCUGAUGUCGACAUAUAUGGUGAUCCGGGUUUUACAUUUCCAUAUGUUACACCACAUCUACAUCUCAUGAUUUUCGAGCUGGUGAAGAACUCCCUUCGCGCGGUACAGGAACGGUAUAUGGAUUCUGAUAAGCUUGCACCUCCAGUUCGAAUCAUAGUUGCUGAUGGAGCAGAGGAUGUAACUAUUAAGAUUAGUGAUGAAGGUGGUGGAAUACCAAGGAGUGGGCUCUCAAGAAUUUUUACGUAUCUCUAUAGUACAGCAGAAAACCCUCCUGAUCUGGACGGACAUAAUGAAGGAGUAACUAUGGCUGGAUAUGGUUAUGGGAUCCCUAUUAGUCGCCUUUAUGCUCGAUAUUUCGGUGGGGACUUGCAGAUCAUCUCUAUGGAAGGAUAUGGAACUGAUGCUUACCUCCACCUUUCACGGCUGGGAGAUUCGGAGGAACCCUUGCCGUAAUUUAUUCAAAAGAACCAUUCCUGUAAUUAGGAUAUUGCUUCUGUGCUGGUAUGCAAGUAUAGUUCUGAAGGCCAGCCACCUGUUCAGCUGUUCGUGUCCCUACUUGUUGUCUUUAUUGUUCAUUCAUCAUCUUAAUGGAUUGUGAUCGUAAUUCCUAAUCGUUUUAUGACUGAUUUGUACUGUCAUUAUAAUUGUCGAACCUCCAAAAAAAAAAGUUGCCGUCGAGCAUCCGAGGUAUUUAUUAGUUUGAGUGAGUAAUGGGAUUCACCAUAACACUGUAAGCCUGUUACUCCAAUGCCUCUAAAGCAUGUUUUU
Molecule: messenger RNA, 1745 nt
Organism: Zea mays
Lineage: Eukaryota; Viridiplantae; Streptophyta; Magnoliopsida; Poales; Poaceae
Product: pyruvate dehydrogenase (lipoamide) kinase 1
Exons: 6
Coding region: 339-1430 (363 amino acids)
Biological process (GO): protein phosphorylation; regulation of glucose metabolic process
Cellular component (GO): mitochondrion
Molecular function (GO): pyruvate dehydrogenase (acetyl-transferring) kinase activity
Source: RefSeq, marked validated